Messenger RNA from Oryza sativa Japonica Group (Japanese rice), 2236 nucleotides. The record is from RefSeq and is a predicted model, not a curated record. Lineage: Eukaryota; Viridiplantae; Streptophyta; Magnoliopsida; Poales; Poaceae.
CGUCACUCCCUAUCGCUUUCUCUUCUCCCCGAAGGAAGGAAAGAAACAAUCCAAUCAUAUUAUAGCUAGUAUCCAAUAUUCUUGUUGUCUUUCACCUUUUGGUCUAGGUUGUCUAGUGCUUGCUAUUCUUCUACUAGUAGUAUUAUAACUGGGUUGUUCAUUAUUUGAAGAUUUUCUUUUCAUUGGGGGGACCGGGCUAGAACGAUUUUUCACCAUCUUUAUCUGGUCGGUUUCAUGAUAAAACUGUGAAAAGUUGUGUCUUCUUCCAAAGCUGUGUGGGUAUGGAAGGGUUUGUACGAGGAGAGCGCAUGGAGGGUUUGGGGGAAAGAAGAAAAGAUUCACGCCUUCUUUUGCCGCGGCGAUGGGGUUUUGGGCCGUGGGCGGAUGCGGCCGAGAGAGAGAGACCUCCCGCGCGGCGGCCGAGAGCAGCCGAGGCAGGGGGGACGGCCGGCGGCGGCGACCACGAAGCCGUCGGUUUGUUUUGUUACUACUCCAUUUCUGUUCCCCCUCCCUGAUCAAGUAAACUAGUUUGUAGGAUCGCAUCAACUCGGAUGAGGAAUUUUUGCCGAUUAGAUUUAGUUUUCAAGCUGGAAAUAUGGUUUGUUGAAAAACGAUGGGCACAUCGUGCGAAAGAUGCAGACGGCGCGAUGAGCAGGACUACAGGAAUUUGGAUGAUUCCCAAAAACACUUCUUGCUAACUAUGAUGGGUGAUUUUCAACAUGAGAUGAUCAUUCCAAAAGAAUUUGUGCAGCGUUUAAAGGGUGACAUCCCUGGAGAAAUCCAACUGGAAACACGUAACAGAAACAGUCACACUGUUAGAGUUGACAAGACCCAAGAAAAGGUUAUCUUUACAGAGGGAUGGGCACAAUUCGUCAAAACCUUUGAUCUGCAGAUGGGUGACUCCAUGAUGUUCAGAUUCAAUGGAAAUUCUCAGUUUGAUGUCAUUAUAGUUGAUCAAAUUGGCCGCGAGAAAGCAUGUUCUGCUGUUGUGGAUGAUUCUCAGAAUCCUAAUGUGCAAGAAAGGCGUGUAGAUGCUACUGAAACAUUGAACAGUUCGCGCGCUCAUUCUCAGCCCAUGCCAAUGCAGUCAACUACUGAAACUGUGAACCAUUCACAUGCUCGUCCUUGUCCCAUGCAUACUGCUGUUGAUUGCAUGCCCCUUUCUCAUGCUCAUCCUCAACCCAUGCCGAUGCAAUUCCCUACCGAAACUGUGAACCAUUGUCAUGCUCCUACUGGUCCCAUGGAAAUGCCACUUGAAAACGUUGCCCUUUCUCAUGCUCAUGCUAGGCCCUUGCAAAUGCAGUCACAACCAACGGAUAGAUUGACACAGGUGCAAAGAGGAUAUUCUUUGUCCUCUAAAGAUCAGGAUUGCAGAGUAGGUGUUAUACCUGAUCCCAUCAUCGGGCAAAAGACCAUACUAAGUCGAGUUCAGGUGAAUGUGGUGAAGCGCAAGAUCCAAAAUAUUGGUUCUCAAAUUCCAAUCUUUGUAUCUGUCAUUGGAAAGAACAACGCCUCUGGAAGAAUAUCCUCUCUAAGUAUCGCCAACCGAUAUGUUGAUAAUUACCUUCAAGACGAGAAAACUAUCCGUCUUUCGCGUCUUGGGGACAAGUGGAACAUCAGGCUUUCUGAUUCGAGUGGUAACAGAAGGAUGGUUGGUGGAUGCCGAAAGUUUGCGGAAGACAAUGAUGUUGGAGUGGGUGAUAUCUGCCUGUUCGAGCUGUUGAAGAAUCAUAAAUGCACAAUGAAAGUUCAUAUCAUCAGGGCAAAGGAUAUCUGUUAAUCGAAAAGCCUGUUGAAUCUGCUGAUUUCUCUGAUGACUGUUGCUGGUGCUUUUGUGCUGCUGAGAAUGGUAGUCUAUCCACAGUUUAUGCAACUACUGGUACUAAGUUGUUAUUGAACUAGUACAUUGCAUGCUGAUUAGAUGGUGAUUUCCCUUGCUAAUUCUCUUUUUUUGGGUGAUACACUAGGGGGGUUCCCUUGCUAAUUAAUGACCCAUGUAAUUACUGAUACUUACUUUUGGUGCAAUGCUUUUGUAGUUAGUUAUCAACUGUUCAGGGGCUGUAAGCAGGCUUUCCGCUGUUUUUUUCUCCUUCGGUUCUCUCAAUUAUAUCACGGUUAUUGCUCUCAAAUACAAUCCAGUUAAAAAAAAAGGCUCUUGUAUUUUGCUCCUCUAGAAUUCUCAAAACUUGGAACAUCAGCUCCUUAUUUACGCAAAUAUAUCGACUUCUAUAUUGUC